Messenger RNA from Pseudocercospora fijiensis CIRAD86, 789 nucleotides. RefSeq lists its product as uncharacterized. Gene Ontology annotation, biological process: 2-oxoglutarate metabolic process. NCBI's taxonomy places the organism in Eukaryota, Fungi, Ascomycota, Dothideomycetes, Mycosphaerellales, Mycosphaerellaceae. The record is from RefSeq and is a predicted model, not a curated record. The transcript has 2 exons. The coding region runs from base 126 to 533 and encodes 135 amino acids.
CGCUAGCAACACUCAAUCCCGAAGACCCGACUUGAUAUAGCAUUCGACAACGCCGGAAGAAAUCGGAGCCGUGUCUACGACUCGAGAUCUCACUCCCUCGUUUCUACUACACCAGACAACACGCAAUGCAAGCUACACGGAUGCUAUGGCAGCAUCGCCAGCCUAUGAUCAGAUUUCUGGGCAAGCGUCAAUUGCCAAAGCAAGUUGACCAUUCGCCAAAGCCACAUCCUGAAUCACCCUCUCACGACCUACCACAAUCAUUCGCCAAGUACCGAGAACAAGCGAUCCAACAUGGUCCUCUCAAGGGCGGACAGCCACGACAAGCAGCUCCAUCCGGCGGCGCGUCAGGACCGGCACCCAUGAACCCGUAUGGCUCAAUUGGUGGAAAGAGCGCGAAGGAGCUGGGACCAAUCAAGCCUGGCAAGGGAGAAUUUGCGGACAGAAAUGAGCUCCCAGCACGGUUUAGGAGAGUGCCUUGGAGCAUGGCCGAGAUUGAAGCCAUUGAGAGUGGAGGAGCGAGCAUGUUGGGAUGAUUGAGGGCCAGGAUCGAACAUUGGAUGAUUGGCUCUUGAUAUCACAGCAUCUCAAUGGAGCGCCUUAUGGAGGAUCUAGAUACCAGCGAGCAGAGCGUUACAGCAAGCGAGUUCGCAUUGGAGGUUUGGCAUAGACCAAACGGACUUACCACCGGCUGAGGGAAGUGCUCCCCACUUGCAUUUGUAUAUAUGAGAACUAUUGACGUACGGAAUGAGAACAGAUACACCACUACACAAGGUCGCCUUUCUCGUGGUG